GCGCACACUGCGGCGUUGACAACCGAGUGAACCGAGAGAAUGUGGCGAAGAAAGGGGUGCGAGGGGAAAAACGAGAGGAAAGGAAGGCGGGAGAUAGCGAGCUCGAGGGAAGAGAAAUCGGGAGACGUAUUUUUUCUUUUUGUAUAAUUGUGAAAGUGAAAGGAUCAAAUGGAUUUUUCGACGUUCGAUCGCACAAGAAAGAGCCUUCGCGAUGUAGCUUGUUCACUAAAUGUCAGUUCUUACACGCUGGCACUGUCAGUUGAAUCUCACCUUCGCAGGUGUCACAUACGUGUUAAUAACCGGCGCGAUCUAUCGCUGCCUAUCUCUACUGUCAUUCGAUAAUCCACUCACCGAUUUUUCAAAGUAAACAAGGCUAUCAUAAAACAAUAAAUAUAUUUUCUUGUAACUUGCGUACUUAAGGGAAUUCGUAAACAAGCGCACGAUGGACGUCGAAGCACUUAGACGCAAACUUGAACAUCACAAACAAUCCCAUCUGCUACGUUUUUGGGAUGAAUUAUCGGCAAAUGAGAAAAAUGAACUUUACCAUGACAUUUCCAACGUCAACUUUGAUGAAGUCGAUCGUUAUUUCGCUCAAGCCACUUCAUCCACUCAAAACAAUAACAAAAUUCUUGAUGACCGUGUUCAACCCAUUCCGGAUCAUGUUAUUGCUUCCUACAAGAGUAGCGAUAACGACAAAUUGAAAGAGUACGAAGAAUCGGGCCUCAAAGAAAUUGCUGAUGGACGAGUCGCUGUUCUUCUAAUGGCUGGUGGCCAAGGUACUCGUUUAGGGGUUACUUAUCCUAAAGGCAUGUACGACGUUGGAUUACCAUCUCGCAGUACCCUUUUCAAAAUUCAAGCUCGGAGAAUCAUACGCUUGGAAGAAAUUGCUCAACAAAAGUUUGGUACUCGCAGAGGCAUUACUUGGUACAUUCUGACGAGUCAAUCGACGAAUCAAGCAACCCUCGACUAUUUUGAGGAAAACAAUUACUUCGGAUUGAAAAGAGAAAACGUGAAAACUUUUAAGCAAGGAAUGAUUCCCUGCUACAAUUUCAAAGGUGAAAUUUUAUUGGAUGAAAAAUAUCGAUUGUCGAGGGCACCCGAUGGUAAUGGUGGUAUAUACAGAGGUCUCAGGGUGGAAGGGAUUCUGGCCGAUAUGGAGAAGCGAAACAUACGAAGCGUACACGCUCAUUCCGUUGAUAAUAUUUUGGUGAAAGUUGCCGAUCCUGUUUUCAUUGGUUACUGCCUUUCUCUAUCGGCGGAUUGUGGCGCUAAAGUUGUCGAAAAAUCUGAGCCAUCCGAGCCUGUGGGUGUUAUAUGCCAGGUCGACAGUCAUUUUCGAGUGGUGGAGUACAGUGAAAUAAGCAAGGAAACAUCGGAGCUUCGUCGUGAAGAUGGAAAAUUGGUAUUCAAUGCAGGAAAUAUAUGCAACCAUUAUUUCAGCGUGGAUUUUUUGAAUGAAAUAGCAAACAAGUACGAGACUGAUUUAGAGUUACACGUUGCAAAGAAGAAAAUUCCAUUUGUUGACGAGAACGGUGAUCGUCAGCUGCCGACUACGGCAAAUGGAAUAAAGGUUGAAAAGUUUGUUUUCGACGUGUUUAAAUUUACGAAAAAUUUCGCCGCUUGGGAGGUGUCUCGGGAAGAGGAAUUCAGUGCACUGAAAAAUGCGGAUUCGGCGGGCAAGGAUUGUCCGUCGACGGCACGCCACGAUAUUAUUUCAUUGCACAGAACUUGGCUUUUGAACAGUGGCGCAACGUCGGUUAAUGGAGACGUUGAAAUUUCGCCUUUGCUCUCUUACGCCGGUGAAAAUUUGAGUGAAAUUGCGCAUGGAAAGUCGUUCCAAGGACCUAAAGUUUUAGAAUAAACGACGAUUGUUCGUUGGAUUUAUUCUCACGAAUUUUGUAUUGUAUAUAAGAGAUUUUUUAAAUCUGAUUACGAACCUGCCAUUGUACGACAAAAAAUCAUGUCACGUUUUGACGAUAAACGCAAUAAUUUACUUGUAAAUGUAAUUCAAUCAUGAACUAUAGUCAUCGAAGAAUGUCUUAUGGAUUUUUCGUACCGAGUACUGUCCUUUUUGGUUCUAUAUUCGAUGACAUUUCAAUAUGUUUUUCAAACGAUGUCAAAAUUGAUCAUCAUCCAUUCUCCAUCACGUUUUUCGUGUUCUUGAAUUCGUAUAGUAUGAAAUAUACUUGAAGGAUAUCGACAACGAGAAUGUACCUUUUCUCGGCAUAUUUGGUCGCGUCAAAAAACAUUUUCUAUGCGAAAUAUAUAUAUAUAUAUAUAUAUAGAUAUACAUUUUAAUAUAAACGAUUAAAUGAAAAUUGUAUUAAUAUGGUUUAUAAAUCGAGAGACAAAAGAAAUAUUGGUAAACGGUACAAAAGAAUAAAAGGAUGAACUUGAAAAUUAA
Molecule: messenger RNA, 2404 nt
Organism: Venturia canescens
Lineage: Eukaryota; Metazoa; Arthropoda; Insecta; Hymenoptera; Ichneumonidae
Gene: mmy
Product: UDP-N-acetylglucosamine pyrophosphorylase mmy
Exons: 3
Coding region: 443-1861 (472 amino acids)
Biological process (GO): UDP-N-acetylglucosamine biosynthetic process
Molecular function (GO): UDP-N-acetylglucosamine diphosphorylase activity
Source: RefSeq, a predicted model, not a curated record